AUGCGGCUCAUACAAGUCUCAACUACUGUAAUCGGUUUGCUCAGUCACGUUUCGGCGUUCAAGAAUCCAAUCAUCAGCGGAGUCAACGCCGACCCGUCCAUCAUCCGUGUCGAGGACGAUUAUUUUAUCGCAACUUCGUCUUUCGAAUAUUUUCCAGGCCUGCCUAUCUAUCAUUCAAAGAACCUCGUCGACUGGAACCUUAUAGGCCAUGGUUUGACUACCCGGAACGGUAUUUUUGAUAGAGCACUGCUCACAUCCGGUGGUAUUUUUGCCCCUACAAUCCGUUACCACAAUGGGACAUUCUUUCUCACCACGAAUUAUGCUGAUGGCUUUAAUCCUUCUGAUCAACGACCGUUCUUCAUCACCACUAAUGACAUAUUCUCAGGCGAUUGGAGCAAACCAAUCUACUUUGAGCAGACGGGUAUCGACCCAGACCUAUUCUUCGAUGACGAUGGUUGCGUAUAUCUAUCUACUGGCCUGCCCGAGUUCGCACCUCAGCUCGGCAACAGCACUAUUUAUCAAUCCAAGGUAGACAUGACCACGGGCAGAUCAUUAACCGAGCAAAGGAUGAUAUAUCGAUCAACUUUGCCAGAGGACAUCCCAUGGGCAGAAGGAGCCCAUGUAUACAAGAUCAAUGGUACAUACUACCUUUCAGUUGCAGAAGGUGGCACUGAAAAACUCCAUCGCCAGACAUUCCAUCGAGGCCCAUCUCCUUCAGGCCCCUGGGAGAAGAGUCCUUUAGGUCCCAUGGUCUUCAACGGACGUGAUACUGCUGCUCCAGUUCAACAAACCGGCCAUGCAGACCUUGUCCAGCGCCCCGACGGUAAAUGGUAUUCUGUAUUCCUGGCUGUGCGCCCACAGGCUCCUCAGAAUAUUAAUGGCACCUGGAUUCUAGGCCGUGAGACGUUCUUAAGCCCUGUCUCGUGGUUUGACGGCUGGCCUCUUGCCAACAAUGGAUCAGAGAUCACUCUCGAUAUGCCGGACCCGGACUUGCCUUCUCAGUUAGUUAAGAACGCCACGUCCAGCGAUGACUUCACUUCCUCGGUUCUCGAUUCCAAAUGGGAAUUCCGAGGCGCACCAUAUGGCGAUUGGCAUCGCGUUUCCAAUUCAUCUUUGAUUCUGCACGGGACGCAACGGAAUCUCAAAGCUCUUGACGGGAAUGCGCUCUUGACGCGAAGGCAAGAUAGCCUGAAAUCACACUUUAGCGUCUCUAUUGAGUUCAAACCUACAAAAGAAACACAUGAAGCUGGAAUUACUGCAUACGUCAAUGAUGCGUAUCACAAUACCAUUUCUGUGGUGCUUUGCCAAAAUCAAACAAGGACUCUUUGCUUGAAGACAGCAACCAUUGCACAGGGGGCGACCGUAGACGGGAACAUGACUACAGAGUACUUUCCCCUGCCUGAUGAGUAUGUUCACGAUGGAUCUGCAUAA
This is a messenger RNA of Bipolaris zeicola 26-R-13, 1431 nucleotides long. RefSeq names its product glycoside hydrolase family 43 protein. Gene Ontology annotation, molecular function: hydrolase activity, hydrolyzing O-glycosyl compounds. Gene Ontology annotation, biological process: carbohydrate metabolic process. The record is from RefSeq and is a predicted model, not a curated record. The transcript is spliced from 3 exons. Bases 1 to 1431 code for a protein of 476 amino acids. Lineage: Eukaryota; Fungi; Ascomycota; Dothideomycetes; Pleosporales; Pleosporaceae.